Vespa crabro (European hornet) is the source of this 3086-nucleotide messenger RNA. RefSeq names its product wiskott-Aldrich syndrome protein family member 3 (gene SCAR). Bases 444 to 2222 code for a protein of 592 amino acids. The record is from RefSeq and is a predicted model, not a curated record. Gene Ontology annotation, biological process: actin cytoskeleton organization; positive regulation of Arp2/3 complex-mediated actin nucleation. Gene Ontology annotation, molecular function: protein kinase A regulatory subunit binding; Arp2/3 complex binding; actin binding. The transcript is spliced from 10 exons. Gene Ontology annotation, cellular component: cytoskeleton; SCAR complex. NCBI's taxonomy places the organism in Eukaryota, Metazoa, Arthropoda, Insecta, Hymenoptera, Vespidae.
GAGAAAAAGAGAGAGUGAGAGGGAGAGAGAGAGAGAGAGAGAGAGAGAGAGAGGUGGGGAGCGUAAAGCGCCAUCGUGUGGCUGGGAACAGAAUUGCAGGGUGACACAUGGCCGCCGGGGUGGCAGCUACGUAGGGGGUGUUUAAUGUGAACAAGAAAGGAAGAUAGUGCACCGCCAUGACAUUAGUGCAAAAUUCAAGAGGUCAAAACUGAAAUUAAUCAUGCCCAUUUAUAUGUGAUAUUAUAUUAUCGGAAUUGGGUGUAAAUGUUUCUACCGUGAUGAACACUACUUUAAAAAGUUCAAAAGACUGUGGAUUUUUAUCUUCACAUGUGAUUACAUUAUGUCAUCAUCUAAUCUCAAAAUAUGAGAUUUUGAAAGAACGGUGAAUGAUUUACGAAGCCUAAUCAAAAGGAUCGUAACGCAAAACUAAUUGAGAAAAAAAAAUGCCUCUUCCGAAAAGAUUGGUGGAACCCGUUCACGUCGCACGUGGUACGAUACCGGAAGAUUUUCCAUUACCGUCGGAAUUAGAAGCUGUCACCAAUGGUACUUUGGCUAAUACCAUUAGACAACUCUCCAGCCUAUCACGGCAUGCCGAAGAUCUCUUUGCAGAGCUAACCAGGGAAGCUCAUGCGUUAAGCGACAGGGCAAAUUCUUUGCAAGCUAGGAUAGAUCGAUUGGCCGUCAAGGUCACUCAACUUGAUAGCAAUGUCGAGGAAGUUUCAUUACAAGAUAUACACAUGAGGAAGGCAUUCAAGAGUUCGGUCGUUUUCGAUCAACAAGUAGUAUCAAGGGAUACGAUGCCAACGGCGAUGUUAGAAACUUAUCGUCAAUGCGACACACCACCACCUUUAGAUAAGCUCAACAUUUAUAGGGAGGACGGAAAAGAUGGAUUGAAGUUUUACACGGAUCCAAAUUAUUUCUUUGAUUUAUGGAGUCAAGAGAUGUUGAAAGAUACGGAAAAGAAAUUGCAUGAUCGAGGGAAAAAGACUGAAACAGAAUAUGCCGAACCAUACAGAAAGCCUCAUAGGCCACGGAACGAAGGUAGCGGUGGUGGAGGUAGACACAAGAAGCGUGUAAGACAACCUCAUAAUACAAGGGAAAGGCAGAGACAAUUAGCGGUUGGCCAUGGGGAAUAUAUAAUGCCAACACAAGGGGUUCAAUAUAGAGCACCUCAUACCAUGACCGAUGAAACGAUGAUGGGGAUGGUCGUGACCGAAUCAAGACCACCUAGACCGAACAGUAUUGAACUUAGACGAAGUUAUCCACCAGAGGAACAACACUUGUAUAGCCCUUCUUCCUCUGAUCAUUAUAGGGCAACGAAUUCUGUUACCCAUGGUUAUGAAGAAAAUGUGUACGGUUCUCAUUAUGCUUCUGGCCAAGGCCAACAAGGUAGCGAAACUUAUCAGAGUCCAGGAGGACAAAGUACACCCAGUAGAAGUGGUAGAUCGCGACCUUCUCAACCACCUCCGGCACCACCUAGCAAUACUUCAAGUAAUUCGACUCCCACGGUAGCAUCGGCUAAUAAUACUCCUACCAGAGGGAGAUCUAUGAGCACUGGUAGAGAUACGCUUCCACCUCCUCCACCUCCACCAGGAGAAACAAUGUCUCCACCUUCCAUGAACGGUUCGAUACCGUCCCACUUGUUAAAUAGGAAUGGAAGUCGUCCAAACAGUCCUUUACCGAGUCAUCAUUCGACUCCUACUCCACCAAAUCAUUCGGCACAAAUUGGUACAGACGAAACAGAUCCCGUCUCUCAAGAUUUACCACCACCACCACCAACACCCGAUCCUACACCACCAAGGCCUAUUUCUCCACCGUGUAAUAUUCCUCCACCUCCUCCGCCACCACCACCACCACCAGCUAUUAAUGGUUCAUCCCCACCGGUACCAUUGACGAACGGAGAUAUUGCCAAAAUGAUAGCCAUGUGUCCGCCGAAAUUAAAACCAUUGAAAAGUAUCGAUGGACAGCUACGAAAGUCUGUCAAUCCGAACAUCCCAUUGGUAGAUCCAAGGAAUGAUUUACUUAAAGCGAUAAGAGACGGGAUAAAAUUGAGAAAAGUAGAAAAAAUCGAGCAGAAGGAAGUAGAACGUGUUAACGCAUUGAACGACGUUGCAUCCAUAUUGGCUCGCCGUGUUGCUGUCGAAUUUAGCGAUAGUGAUUCAGCUUCGGAAAGCGAAUGCGACAGCGAAGGAUGGGGCGAACAAGAAACGAAUCUCGCGUGACCCACCUCUUUUCCAUCUGCCGCCACUGCCUCCUAGAAAAAUGACCGAGGAGCUACCCUUUUAAUUUCUUCUUGAAAUUUCUUUGGGCCAUCUACAUCAGAAUUGUCGAAUCGAUCUUGCACAGUCUAGCCAAAACUACAAGAUCAUAAAGUAAGCAUAAUGUUAAUGGUUCGUUUUUCCUUUUUCUUUUUUUUUUCUUUUCUUUUCUUUUUUUUUUUUUCCUUUCAUUCUUUUCUCUCUCUCUCUCUCUCUCUCUCUCUCUCUCUCUCUCUCUCUCUCUGUUUUCUUUCUUUUUCUUCUCUUUUUUUAUACUUUCUUUAAUAGACACCUGCACCAGCGAAGUUAGAUAUCAUUUAACGAUUUACUGUGAGAACGUGGGGAAUUAAAUAAAUAUAAUAAUGUCGUUAAUCAAAUUUAUUACGUUUCGGUAUGACCGAAUUACGAUUUAUCGCACGACUAAAAUUAUUCAUAUAGGAAUAAAAGCCAAAGAACCUUGCAUAUUCAUAGAUUAAAUUUUGUUUCUUUUUUUUUUUUUUUUUUUUUUAUUUUAUUUUAUUUUAUUUUAUUUUAUUUUAUUUUGUUUUUCCUUUUUUUUUUCUUUUUUCUUUUUUCCGUUGUAUUUUGUAUUUUCUCAAUCUUGCCACUCGAAUAUAAUUUAUGUAUUUAAAAAGAGAUACAGUACAAUGAGAAGAAUACUUUAGUUUUCUUUUUUGUUUCUUUUCUUUUCUUUACUUUUUUUUUUUUUUUUUUUUUUUUUUUUUUUUUGUGAAACAUUAAUUGAAACUAAAUAUAUAAUUGAUAAAAGCAAGAAAGCUAGAUAAGAGACAAAGUUUACAUAUAUUUAAAAAUAUUAAAUUAUCACAG